This is a messenger RNA of Sesamum indicum (sesame), 1339 nucleotides long. It is a transcript of the gene ORC2, whose product is annotated as origin recognition complex second largest subunit 2. Gene Ontology annotation, cellular component: nuclear origin of replication recognition complex; nucleus. The record is from RefSeq and is a predicted model, not a curated record. Gene Ontology annotation, molecular function: DNA replication origin binding. Lineage: Eukaryota; Viridiplantae; Streptophyta; Magnoliopsida; Lamiales; Pedaliaceae. Gene Ontology annotation, biological process: DNA replication.
AAAAACGCGGGAAAAUUAUUAGGGCACUCAUUUGCAUUUGCUGUUGUACAGAUUGCCCCCUCUCAACUGCCUUCUUUCUCAUCUCCUCACAUUUCUAGAAUGGAGUUCAAUGACAUCGAGGAAGAGGAAUUCGGGUUCUCAAGAAACUACUUUUUAGCAAAGGAGUUGCGCGGUUCCGGCAAAAAAUCGGCGCGCAAGCUCUCCGAGAUCAAUCUCGUUGAUGAACAGGAGCUAAGAGAAGCGUAUGCUAACAUUGAGCCAAAGCACGAGAAAGAAAUCAAUGAUUUGUUAAAUAGUUAUAAGAGUUCAUACUCGGAAUGGGUCUUUGUGUUGAGGUGUGGUUUUGGGCUAUUGAUGUAUGGGUUUGGGUCAAAGAAGGCAUUGAUGGAAGACUUUGCAUCAACCGCGUUGACUGAUUAUUCUGUUGUUGUGAUCAAUGGGUAUCUUCAAUCUGUCAAUCUUAAACAGGUUGCAGUUACUUUAGCCGAACUCCUUUGGGAUCAAUUGAAAACACAGCGGAAAAGUACCUUGGAAAAUCUUCCUAAAAACCAGCAACCCUUUCAUACCCGAUCUAUGGAUGAUCUGAUCUCAUUUCUUGAUGGGCCACAUUUGGAGGAUGAUGAAUGUUUUGUUUGUGUCUUAGUUAACAAUAUUGAUGGGCCUGGACUACGUGAUUCUGAGACUCAACAAUAUCUUGCCAGACUCGCAGCUUGCUCCCAUAUACGCAUGGUAGCUUCCAUUGAUCAUGUGAAUGCUCCUCUCUUAUGGGACAAGAAGAUGGUUCACACUCAGUUCAAUUGGUACUGGUACCAUGUUCCUACCUAUGCACCCUACAAGGUUGAAGGAAUGUUCUUUCCUCUGAUACUCGCUCACACUGGCAGUGCACAAACCGUGAAGACAGCUUCGAUAGUUUUACAGAGUUUGACGCCAAAUGCUCAGAGUGUUUUCAAAGUGCUUGCAGAUCAUCAGCUAGCCCAUCCCAAUGAAGAAGGGAUGCCGUUUAACAACUUGUACACAAUCUGCCGAGAACGGUUUCUAGUUAGCAGCCAGAUCACUCUAAAUGCUCAUCUCACAGAAUUUAAAGACCACGAGUUGGUCAAGACCAGAAGAAACUCGGACGGUGAAGAUUGCUUAUACAUUCCUCUCGCCACUGAAGCACUUGAGAAACUUGUCCAAGAGAUCAGCCAAUAGAGGUUCCCUUCCGUUCAUCAUUCAUAGUAAAUUGUAAAAAAGGGUUCGUCCCAAGUUAAGUUACACUUUAUGUUCUUGUCUUAAACCAUGUUUGUCUUGUACUGAGUGCAUGUGCUUCCAAUCAGUCUAACCUACUCCAUUCCCCCAA